Messenger RNA from Pungitius pungitius (ninespine stickleback), 3942 nucleotides. RefSeq names its product aryl hydrocarbon receptor-like. NCBI's taxonomy places the organism in Eukaryota, Metazoa, Chordata, Actinopteri, Perciformes, Gasterosteidae. Gene Ontology annotation, cellular component: aryl hydrocarbon receptor complex; nucleus. The coding region runs from base 1 to 2574 and encodes 857 amino acids. The record is from RefSeq and is a predicted model, not a curated record. The transcript has 12 exons. Gene Ontology annotation, biological process: regulation of transcription by RNA polymerase II; xenobiotic metabolic process; response to xenobiotic stimulus. Gene Ontology annotation, molecular function: protein binding; nuclear receptor activity; transcription cis-regulatory region binding.
AUGUACGCAGGACGCAAGCGGAGGAAACCCGUCCAGAGAGCCUCGGAAACAACUUUGGAAGAAAGAAAGUCCCGUCCUGGAUGGUUCUGGGGGCGAAGUUCACCAUUGACCCCCCCGCUCUCCAUCUCCCGCAGGGGUGAAGCACGCCCCGGCCGAAGGGGCCAAGUCCAACCCGUCCAAGCGGCACCGGGACCGGCUGAACGGCGAGCUGGAGCGGCUGGCCGGCCUGCUGCCGUUCCCGAGGAGGUCACCGCCGGCCUGGACAAGCUGUCCAUCCUCCGCCUGAGUGUCAGCUUCCUGCGGGCCAAGAACUUCUUCUCCGUCACCCUGACCGGAGCGACUCCAGCUGCUGUGAGCGGUGACGGCGAUGACGCGUCAGCGGCGGCGGAGGCCCAGACCCCCGAAGGCGAGCUGCUGCUGCAGGCUCUCAACGGUUUCGUCAUGGUCCUCACAGCCAGUGGGACCAUCUUCUACUCGUCUCACACCAUCCAGGACUACUUGGGCUUCCACCAGACCGACGUCAUGCACCAGAGUGUCUACGAGCUGGUCCACACGGAGGACCAGCAGGAGCUCAGGAGGAACCUGCACUGGGCUCUGAAUCCUCCUCCAGCCGCUGCACCCGCCGUCACCCAGGACUCCCCCCGAGAGAUGGAGGCCGGCGGCGGCUCCUCCGUGGUCACCUACAGCCCCGAGCAGCUGCCCCCGGAGAACUCGUCCUUCCUGGAGAGGAGCUUCGUGUGUCGCUUCCGCUGCCUGCUGGACAACUCCUCCGGCUUCCUGGCCUUGAACGUCCAGGGCCGGCUCAAGUUCCUCCACGGGCAGAAGAACGGGGGGAAGGCCGCGCCCCAGCUGGCCCUCUUCGCCAUCGCGACUCCUCUGCAGCCUCCGUCCAUCCUGGAGAUCCGCACCAAGAACAUGAUCUUCAGGACCAAACACCAGCUGGACUUCACGCCUUUGGCCUGCGACGCAAAGGGGAAGAUAGUGCUCGGGUACACCGAGGCUGAGCUGCGGGUCCGAGGAUCUGGGUACCAGUUCAUCCACGCGGCCGACAUGCUGUACUGCGCCGAGAACCACGUCAGGAUGAUGAAAACCGGGGAGAGCGGCCUGACGGUGUUCAGGCUCCUCACCAAGGAGAACCUCUGGAAAUGGGUGCAGGCCAACGCCAGGCUGGUGUACAAAAACGGCAAACCCGAUUACAUCAUCGCCACCCAGAGGCCCCUCCUGGACGAGGAGGGAGGAGAGCACCUGCGUAAGCGCUCCAUGCACCUGCCCUUCACCUACGCUACCGGGGAGGCCCUGCUCUACCAGUCCAACCAUCCCAUCGCAGCCUUCAGAGACGGCGGCCACGAGAAGAACGGCACCAAGUCCAAGAAGAGCCGGACUGAGAGGCUGGUGAGGCACGGCCUGGACCCGGGCUCCCUCCUCGGGGCGCUCAUGAGUCAGGACGAGUCGGUGUACGUCUGCCAGCCCGCCGCCGAGCCCAAGGUGACCUUGCACAGCUUCUUCGGCGAGCAGACGGUGGGCUUCUCGGAACCCGAACCCGCCGGCGCGCCCCGCCGCUGGGACGAGCCGAGCGGCGGCGGCUUCGACCCGCUGCUGUCCACCCUGGACGGCCUGUCCCUGGAGGGCCUGGAGGUGGCGGACGGCGAGGAGGCGGGCGACCUGUUCGGCGCCCUGGAGGGCCUGGGGCUGAGCGCCGAGGACCUGGAGCUGCUGCUGCUGGACGAGCGGAUGAUCAGGGUGGAGAUGGACCCGGAGCGCGUGCCCGCCCUGGACGACCUGCUGACUAACGACGAGAUCCUUUCGUACAUCUACGACUCCAUGGAGGCGGAGGCCGGAGGGGCGCCUCCGGGCUCCGCCUCGCCGCCCGAAAGCGCCGCCGCCUCCUCCUCCGGCGCCAACGUGCAAAUGCAGUUUCCUCACCACAAGCCUCCCGCGGCGGCGCACGCCCCCAUCCUGCAGCUGUCCCAGCAGAUGCAGCAGCACCUCAACAUGCGCGCCUGGGACCAGCGGGGCGGCCAUUCGGCGAGCGCCGCAGCGGCCAACGGGCACGCUACGGGCGCCCUGGUGGAACACUUCAGAGCGGCUUUCAGCGGCGAGGCGCCGACGCCGGAGGGAGAGCUCCAUCAGACGCACCAACGCUACCUCCAGCUGCAGCAUCUCGCGCAGCGGCGCCACGCCGACCAGAAGGUCGCCGCCGCCGCCGCCGGCCCCAACGGGGAAUCCCAGUGGCGGGACUACGGGCGCCGCGCGGACGCGGGGGGCGGCUCCUGCCUGGAGAACGGCGCGGAGUGCGGCGCGAGCGGGGGUGGUCCGUUCGGGGGGAAGGUCAUCCGCGGCCCGUCGCAGUGCCCCGCCCCCAACGCCACCCUGGAGCAGAUCCUGGCAGCGGCGGCCCCCGAGGUCCCCCUCGGCCCCGCCCCCCACAAGGUGGAGAACGGCUGCCUGCUGAACGGCGCUUACCCAGGGGGCCGCGCUCUGGCCAGCAGGAACGGCACAGCGCCCCCUGCUGCCCAGAUGCCCGAGACUCUGUCCUGCCUCCCCGACCCGCCGGCCUCCAGCUUCUACCUUUGACAAGCGCGAAGGGGGGGGGGGGGUUGGGGGGGCCUUAAACUUCCACACGAGCUGAACAAACGCAGGCCUGUAGUUUGGGCUUUUUGGUUUCCAAUUUGUACUUUGUGUGUGUGUGUGUGUGUGUGUGUGUGUGUGUGUUGUAUUCCGAGUCCCACUAUCAUACGAGUCCUUUGUUUACAAUGAUGCAGUUGAGAGAGCUCCGUUUGUUUGUAUCACAGAAAAAGUGAAUAUGAGAUUUCUUCAAAACGAGUUUCACAAAUCUUCAGAAACACAAAGCAGAAUUUAAUACAAAUAAUAGUUCUGUCAUCUGUUAUUUUAUUUUUUUUGGUUAUAUUUUAUACUCUGUGAAAACAAAAGAAGGAAGACCUUUUCCUAAAAUAUUCAUGUUGUGUGUUGACAUGACAGAAAUCAGUUUAUUACUCAAAAUAAAUAGGUAAAUACCACUUUAUUAGUACAUUUAGGGAUUUUAUUUUUAGCAUCUGCUGAUUCCAGACUUUUUUGGACCGUCGGAGGGACAGAAGGACACGGGUGGAGACGAGAGGAGACGUGGAGACGGGAGGAGACGGGAGGACACGGGUGGAGACGGGAGGACACGGGUGGAGACGGGAGGAGACGGGAGGACACGGGUGGAGACGGGAGGACACGGGUGGAGACGGGAGGACACGGGUGGAGACGGGAGGACACAGGUGGAGACGGGAGGAGAUGGGAGGACACGGGUGGAGACGGGUGGAGACGGGAGGAAUGUACCGAGGACUGAGGGAGCAUCAGAUGCAGUGUCAUGUGACGUCGGUACUUCCUGUUUUCAAUCGUCAGUCGGCCGGCUUUGUGUCGCACGCACACGGACAGACACACACACACACACACACGCAGGCCUGCAGGCUGUGUGGUUUUCCGCCACGUCACAAGAAUGUAAUAUUUCAUUUCCUCCGCUCUUGGUCCAUAAGUGUUUAGUUUUUUAACUGUAUAAUAUGGAAAUGAUGGCUAGAAAUACGGUGCACUUUAUGUCCAGCGUCUACUCGAUGCAGAUGUGCGUUCUGGUGGGCCCAGGUGUGUCCCUCCUUUGGGGCACACCUCAGGUGACGGGUUAAUGUCCUCACGAGCACAAACACGUCUUUAUCUUCCUGCACUCGGAGCUUUGUUGUUGUUGUUGUUGUUGCGUCGUCUCCUUUCAACUGACUCUGAUAGAAGUCCAUUCAUUUCGUUUGUUUCCGUGUUUAUUAACGUCCUCGAAUGUCCUCGAGUUGACGCGUGAGACAUAAGAGAAGAAAACGUCCCGCUCGGUGGUUCACCGUCUCAUGAAGGUUGGGGGGGUCAAAGGUCGAUGCACAGAGAUGAACUCCUACGUGGCUUUGUUUUUUUUUGGGGGGG